AUGCGACAAAACAUUGGAGGUCGAGCUUCUGCAUCCUGUACAUACGCCAAUGCCGAUGUGCGGAGAGAAUGGCGUACACUUCCACGGGCAACACGGAAAGCCUUCACAGAUGCAGUGACCUGCCUGCAGAAAAUGAAACCUCGGAGAAUGACUGUCGGCCAAGCAAAAGCCUAUCCAGGCGUGAAGAGUCGGUACGAUGAGUAUGUUGCAACACACAUCAACUACACGUACAACAUUCACGACACAUCAGACUUCUUCGCCUGGCACAGAGGCUUCGUGCACUUCCUCGAGCAGGAUCUUCGCGAUUUAUGCGGCUAUCCUGGAGUCAUGCCAUACUGGAAUUGGUCGGAAGACGCCGAAGCACCCCAGAACAGCCCGCUCUUCUCUGGGGAUACUUACAGUAUGGGAAGCAACGGCAGAUUCGUUGCGGGAAGGACAGACACCUGGCUAGCACAACAGGACAUCGUUUAUCCUCCCGGAUUGGGCGGUGGCUGUGUUCAGAGAGGCCCUUUCACAAACUACACCGUCAAUUUGGGUCCUCUCUCAUUGCCAGGCAACAGGAAUGUCGCCAGCAUGUUCCAAUACAACCCUCGUUGCCUCGAACGCGACAUCAAUCCUUGGUUUUCGAAGAAAUUUACCACUUAUACGAAUCUGACAACCCUUAUGCUGGAGAACAUCUAUCUCGAAGACUUUCAAGACCUUGCGCAGGGCUAUGGGAGCGCCACCAACAAGUUUGGCGUCCACGGCGGUGGUCAUUGGCAGAUCGGAGGGUCGAUGAUGGACUUCAACUCUUCGCCGAGCGACCCCCUAAUGUGGCUAAUUUGGCAAUAUCUCGACAUCUGGAACCGCCAGUUCGCCAUCAGUGGUACGGCUACGUUGGGUUGUAAGUCACCGGACUGCCCGCAGAUGACGCUGGACGACAAAUUACCCUUUGGCUUCGUCGCGCCAGACCAAACGUUCAGGAGCUUGAUGGACACCAUGGCAGGGCCGUUGUGCUAUCGUUACGAGUAG
This is a messenger RNA of Zymoseptoria tritici IPO323, 1011 nucleotides long. RefSeq lists its product as uncharacterized. The record is from RefSeq and is a predicted model, not a curated record. The transcript has 3 exons. Gene Ontology annotation, molecular function: oxidoreductase activity. NCBI's taxonomy places the organism in Eukaryota, Fungi, Ascomycota, Dothideomycetes, Mycosphaerellales, Mycosphaerellaceae. Bases 1 to 1011 code for a protein of 336 amino acids.